AUGCCUAGCAUAGCAACGCAUCCUCAGGCAAAGUUCGACCCGAUUCCACCAGAUCUCGACCUGCAUGGCUUGGUCGACCGGACCCCGAACUUCGAAUGGGUCCAGCGCAUCCCCGCUUCUAAGAUCAGGAAGAUCGAAUUCGAGAAGCUUGUGUGGUACCAGGUGAUCAAGCAAGGGAAGCCUCUCGUGAUCGAAGGUUGGAAUAGCAAGCUCCCGAGAUCUCUGUUCAGUUCGCAAUGGCUCGAGGCGAAUUACGACAAGAAGCAGGAGGAUGUGCGCGACAUCAAUACGCAGUCUAACAUCCCGAUGACGAUGGGCCACUACCUGCGGUCGAUGCGCCAGCUGACCGAUCAGUGGACCCCGAACAACUUCCAGGACGAGCGAAGGCAACGACUCUAUUUGAAGGAUAUCGAUUGUCCACCAGAGUGGCAUGACCAUCUACGCAAGGUUAUGCCGCCGGGACUGUUUUAUUUCAACGAGAAUGUCGAGGACCACGGCCUCAGAGACGACGACCUUUUCAUGGAAGAGCAUACGGCCGCUCCAGCAGGAGACCUCAUGAGCAGCCUUCCCCCAGAAAUGCGGGCACAAAACCUGAUGUGCUAUAUCGGACACGAAGGAACAUACACACCAGCACAUCGUGAGAUGUGUGGUUCCCUCGGCCAGAACAUCAUGGUCGAAGCUUCGGGCAAUGAAAACGGAGAAAAAGAGGGCAGCUCGAUCUGGUUCAUGACUGAAACCAAGGACCGGCAGAUCGCUCGAGAGUACUUCUUGUCAAUGUUAGGUCACGACGUUGAAAUUGAGAAGCACUUUGCCCAGAUUAACGCUUGGAAGAAGGCAACGUUCCCGGUCUAUAUUGUCGAGCAGAGGCCCGGCGACUUCAUUCUCAUUCCGCCUCUCGCGCCACAUCAAGUGUGGAAUCGUGGUACCAGAACCAUGAAAGUGGCGUGGAACCGCACAACCGUCGACACGCUUGACUAUGCCCUGCACGAAGCGCUGCCCCGAGCGAGGCUCGUCUGCCGAGACGAGCAGUACAAGAAUAAAGCCAUCAUCUACUUUACGCUGCAAAAGUACUAUCAGCAGCUGCAAGAUGCAGCAGAGUCUCAGAUGUCGCUUCUUUUGGGUGAUGAAGUUGGCAGGGACUCUGUGAGGCUUACGCAACUGAAGAAGGAUUUUAAGAAACUCCUUCAGCUUUUCACAGAAAUCUUGGUGGACGAGAUGUUCGCCUCAAAGGAGAAGAACGUGGAGAUGAUCCCCUUCGACUCCUGUGUCAUCUGCUCUUACUGCCGAUCCAACAUCUUCAACAAGUUUCUGACAUGUAAGCAUUGUGUUCGAGACCUCAUUGAUGGUGACCAGGACACAUACGACGUCUGCAUGGAAUGUUACGCCAUGGGCCGAUCCUGCCUCUGUGUGUCAGGGCUUUCGUGGUGCGAGCAGUGGGACUGGUCUGAGCUUGUUGAGAACUAUGAGGCGUGGCGGACCAUGGUCAUCUUCAACGAUAAUUACGUCGAUAUGAAUCUGUCACCGCUGCCUCUCGAGGUUGCCAGAAUGAAGAUUGGCAGGAAAGCUUUGGCCCAGGUCUGCCAGGAACAACUACGGCGGCGACCUUUCAACGACAUCUCAAAACCUGACAAAGAGCCUGAUCCUGAGCCGUCAGAUCCUGAAGUAAACGAGGAAGGACGACCCAAGAAACCCAAGAGAAAGAAGAAAAAGGGCGACACAUACACGUGCCACACCUGUUGCCACAAAGAUUACACCUACCGCCUGGCCUUCUGCACCACACCAGGUUGUAACCAGGCAUAUUGUUUUGGCGUGCUCUAUCGGGCCUUCGAUAUGAUGCCACAAGACGUACUACAAGAAGAGCGCUGGCAAUGCCCGCGAUGUCGAUUGAUUUGCAAUUGUGGAGGAUGUCGGAGGACGGGCAUUACGAACCCAUACGAGCCGAAGAAUACGUACAUUGGCCACGACACCCGUGCUGUUGCAGACGACCGCAGCCAAGAGUCGUUGGUCGAUUUCCGCGUGCACAACUUGAACUGGCUCAAUGCCGCGGGAGAUGGCAGUCGCAAUCACAAUAGCAAACGGAUCCAGCGGCUGCGCCAGGAAGCCGAAGCAGACAAGGCCAGAGACAACGCCGACGCCGCAGGUGACCUUGCUGGCAACGAUGCAGCUCCUGACCAGGAUGGCUUGUCGCAGCAGCCUGGCCUAGCUGGACCUGGAAACCAGGAAGAGAUGGCAGAGACCAAUGGAGCUCCAGCUCAUGAAUCUGAUGCGAACAGCCUUCAGCAGCAAGCAUUUAAUGGUGCUGCCAAUGGCACGGAUCUGUCCAUGCUUCCUGAUGCCCGGGCUUCUCUGUUCCCCGAGAGUGAAGCCUACCCGGACCCUUCGACGCUUGGUGCAGAACGAAGAUUGGGGAUGGGCUACUAUGAGCAGGACGACACACCUAACAAGAUUCUCUUUAACCCGUACCAGGAGCCAACUGAAAGAGAUGAUCUCGUCAGCGAUUUCGAGGAAUCUGAGUGGGUCAAGAAGUCCCUGCGCGCGGCCAAGCGACGAGCUCGGCAUGAGGAUGAAGACCCAGAUUUCGUCGUCGGCAGGUCACAUAAGAGGAAGAAGACCAAACCCGAUGCAGAGCUUUCGCGGGACAGCACACAAAACCUCGAUCCGGCACUUCUCGGCAAUGACACGGUCAUGCAUAAUGCUGCUCCGGAGGGUAUCGAGCCUCCGGAAGCGCCCGUUGACACAGAUGACCCUUUUGCUGAGCAGGACGAGCAAGAUGAGGGACCCAUAGAUCGUGGCCGACCAUUCGAUCUGAAUGUACCCACACUGCGGCACUCGAGGCCCAAGGUCUCGUAUGCAGAUACGGGGGAUGUUGACGAGUUCAAUGAAGUUGUGUCGGCAAAACCCAGAAGUCAUAUGCCCAAGGCUACGCCAGCGCCGAACGAAGCGAGCAGAGACCCUGUCGAUCUCGCUGCGCAAGCCAUGCGUGCCAUCACUGGUGUUCCGCCAACCCCAGAUCCUGCGUCGGCUCCCAUCCGCAAGAGAGGACCAGGCAGGCCUCGACGAUCUGACACAGGCCCUGCUCGCUCUUCGCCUCAGGCGACUGCUAAGCCCACCACGCCACAAACAGGACCCCCAAAGCGCCGUGGCCGCCCACCAAGAUCAUCCUUAGCCGCCAAUGCCCUGGAUCCAGACAAUGAGCCAGAGACCCCAACAGAUUCAGCUACCGAUGACUUCGAGCAACAACUCGCUAAAGAAUUGGGAGACGAGGAGGCAGUUGGAGACUCACCAAGGCUACCUGUGUCUGCCCCAAGGCGAAGGGGCCGGCCUCCAAAGAAGGCUGCUCAGGGGUCUGAGAAGCCAGACCGCACAAGUGCAACGCGGUCCGGGGGAUCACCUACGGCUGAUCCUGCACCUCCUGCCGAGAAAUUCAUGUCGAUGGCUGAGCGUAUGGCGCUCAGAGGCAAGAAGGUCAAGAUCGGAAAGAGGAGAAGUGGCCGAGAAGCGCCUGCAGCAGAUGCGACCGCGGAUGGUGGUGUCCAGGCAGCUCCUCCUACGGACGACGCUCCCGCCCCGGCAAAGGAAGCGCCAGAUAACGAUGGCAUUCCCGGCCCGGUACUGGAAGCUCCGGAUAGUGAUGGAGCGCCUGGCCCGGUAGAGGAAGUGCCGGACAAUGGUGAAGCACCCGCGCCAGAAGAAGAUGCUCAAGACAAUCAUGGUCUACCUGGUUCAACAGAUGUACCCCCAGAAAAUAUCGACACGCUCUCUCCUGCAGAAGCCUCAGAAAAUGACGACGUGUCAAUGGAGGAUGCGGAGUCUGACGAAGGCGCGGAACAGUACAUGUCAUCAGGACCAGCAAGUGUUGCACCCGAGUCAAAGGAGGCCAGCGUCGCGCCUCGGUCGAGGCUUCAGAGUUCGGUGGCCCCUCUGUCAAGAGGGUCCAGCCGUGCGCCAGCCAUCGAGAGGUUGGAGCCUUCGCCUCCACCACUUCCGGCCAAGCCAGCAGGCCCAACUGUCGUGCGGCUCGGUGAUUCGGAGGAUGAGGAGACGGGAGGGCCAACAAUUGUGAGACUGGGCGAUUCGGAUGACGACGGAUACAGCUACUACAGCGAUGAUGGCGCCGAUGAAAACGGCUCUGUCUCUGUCUCUGGCUCUGUCUCUGGCUCUGUCUCUGGCUCUGUCUCUGGCUCUGUUGCUGGUUCCGGGUCUGACGAAGAUGAUGAUGACGAGGAUAUCCCAGCGGAAGCAUCGGCUCGAGCAAAUCCAGGCCCAAGUGGUCGAAUGGCUACGAGAGGCGGGGUCAGAGGUCGAGGACGGGGCCGAGGACGUGGUCGUGGCCGGGGAAGGGGCGGAAUAUGA
Diaporthe citri is the source of this 4353-nucleotide messenger RNA. RefSeq lists its product as uncharacterized. The transcript is spliced from 2 exons. The coding region runs from base 1 to 4353 and encodes 1450 amino acids. The record is from RefSeq and is a predicted model, not a curated record. Gene Ontology annotation, molecular function: DNA binding. Lineage: Eukaryota; Fungi; Ascomycota; Sordariomycetes; Diaporthales; Diaporthaceae.